GGAAGCAGCAAGGUUGAGGGAACAUCGGUUGGUUCGGUCAAGUUACUUUUGUUCUUCAAGUCUUGCUUUCUCCUCCUGACUACUUUGUUGUCUCAAUCUCCUCUCUGGUCUUGUGCUCGGUUUUUGGUGUUGUUAGCUUGCAUUUCAAUUCACUUCCACCUCUGUCUAAAGCUUGAAGCUUGACAUCAUAGCUGUAUAGCUCUUAUCUCUCCGGAAACACACAGACGCAACGAUGGCACUGAACAAGCCUGAAGCGCCUGGCGCAGUAACUCCCAAGAGAAGCAUCGAGCUCUUCUCUGGCACCUACUUUGCAGCUUGCACAUUGGGUGGAAUCAUUGCUUGCGGACCCACCCACACAGCAGUAACCCCCCUGGAUCUCGUAAAAUGCCGCCGUCAAGUAGAUUCCAAACUCUACUCCUCCAACACCCAAGCCUGGCGCACAAUCUUCCGCAAAGAAGGACUCCGCGGCGUCUUCUUCGGCUGGUCUCCCACUUUUGUCGGCUACUCCUUCCAAGGCGCCGGAAAAUACGGCGCCUAUGAAUUCUUCAAAUACACCUAUGGCGAGAAACUUUUCCCCAACACAAACAAGACGGUUGUGUAUUUGGGAGCUUCGGCUACUGCGGAGGCUAUUGCGGAUUUGUUCCUGUGUCCGUUGGAGGCUAUCAAGGUGAGGAUGCAGACUACACUGCCGCCGUUUGCGAAUACGCUUAGGGAAGGGUGGAGUAAGGUUGUUGCGCAGGAGGGUGUGGCUGGUCUUUACAAGGGCUUGUAUCCCCUGUGGGCGCGCCAAAUCCCUUAUACCAUGGUCAAAUUCGCGACUUUUGAAUCUGCGGUUGGGCAAAUCUACAAGCAGCUCGGCAAGCCAAAGGAAAGCUAUGGCACCUUGGCACAGACCGGUGUUUCCUUCUUGGGAGGUUACAUUGCAGGUAUCGGCUGCGCAGUAGUCUCCCACCCAGCAGAUGUCAUGGUCAGCAAACUCAACAGCGACAGAAAGGCCGGCGAAAGUGCUGGUGCAGCAGUCAGCAGAAUCUACUCCCAGAUUGGCUUCAGAGGUCUGUGGUCCGGAGUCGGUUUGAGAAUUGGAAUGAUUGGCACUCUUACCGCUUUCCAGUGGUUGAUUUACGAUUCCUUCAAGGUUUCUGUUGGUCUGCCUACUACUGGUGGUCAUUAGAAGGGAGGGGCGGUUGGAUCUUUGGAGGUUUCUUCUUUUCAUUUCUGCUUGCUCUGUUUUGUUUUUAAUAUAAUGUUAAUGCUUUUUCAUCGAGGCGCUUGGGUGUUCAAAAAAAGGGGCUCCUAGAGUACAGUGAAUACAGCUUCUUCUCAACGCACUCAGAGACAUGCCAAUCUUCCAUGUGUCCAUCGAGUGUCUACAGGAGAGAGACCUUAAGGAAAUCGAAGACUUCUCAGGCAGGCUCGAAAUUACAUGACUUGCUUUCAUUGCAUUCGGAUGCUGCAC
Messenger RNA from Aureobasidium subglaciale EXF-2481, 1456 nucleotides. RefSeq lists its product as uncharacterized. The record is from RefSeq and is a predicted model, not a curated record. The transcript has 2 exons. Gene Ontology annotation, molecular function: phosphate transmembrane transporter activity. Gene Ontology annotation, cellular component: mitochondrial inner membrane. Lineage: Eukaryota; Fungi; Ascomycota; Dothideomycetes; Dothideales; Saccotheciaceae. Gene Ontology annotation, biological process: mitochondrial phosphate ion transmembrane transport. The coding region runs from base 233 to 1171 and encodes 312 amino acids.